CUACAGUAAUCAACAGUUGUUUGGAAACGAAUCAUCAUCUCUAUCGCCGUUUAUUGCUUAAAUUUCAAACAAGUUUUGUGGCGCAAAGGAAUAGAAAAGUUACACAAACUAAAGUUUAAUCUUGUUUAAAACAUGAGCUCCUCUUCAUCUGUUAAAGUUCCCUACGUGACACACAAUAAUGGCACUAAAAUGCAAGCAAUUGGGUUGGGCACCUACACGUCACUGGGUGGCGAUUGUGAACGUGCUGUGGGCGAUGCCAUUGAUGCAGGAUAUCGUCACAUAGAUACAGCGUACUUCUAUGAAAACGAACAUGAGGUGGGCAAAGCUGUAAGAGAUAAAAUAGCUGAGGGUGUUAUAAAACGCGAGGAUGUUUUUAUCGUUUCUAAGUUGUGGUGUCAUUUUCAUGAACCCGAACGUGUUGAAUACGCCUGUCGCAAAAGUUUAGCCAACUUUGGUCUCGACUACAUUGACUGUUAUUUAAUGCACUGGCCCUACUCGUAUGUCCAUAGAGGCGAUGAUGUUAUGAUGCCCACCAAUGCCAAAGGAGAAGUUGAAUUAAGUGAUGUUGAUUAUUUGGACACUUGGAAGGCUAUGGAGGCUUUGGUGGAAAAGGGUUUAAUUAAAAGUAUUGGUGUUUCCAACUUCAAUUCAGAACAAUUGGCCCGUCUGUUGGCCAAUUGUAAAAUUAAGCCCAUACACAAUCAAAUUGAAUGUCAUCCUGGUUUGAAUCAAAAACGUUUGAUAGCUUUGUGCAAAAAGCAUGAUAUUGUGGUGACCGCCUACUGUCCUUUGGGUAGACCUGAGCCGGCUAAAAAAAUACCCGUUUAUCUGUUUGAUGACCAAGUUAAGGCAAUUGGUAAUAAAUAUAAGAAAUCUGCAGCCCAGGUGGUUUUAAGAUAUUUGAUUGAAAAUGGUGCCGUCCCCAUUCCCAAAUCUGUUAAUAAGAAACGUUUAAUUGAAAAUUUCAAUGUUUUUGAUUUCAAAUUAUCUCCUGAAGAUCAUAAGAUCAUGGAUACUUACAAUACCGGUGAUCGUUUGAUACCCAUGGAUCAUGCCAAAAAGAGCAUUCAUUAUCCAUUUAAUAUUGAAUAUUAAUUUGGAAGGCUUACAAAAUUAAUGAGAUGUAUAGUACUAUAUAGCCAUAUAUUUUAUAUUAAAAAUAUGUAAUUUUAAAAUUCAAUUGUUAUACAGCUUUAAAUGUGCUUUAAAAUAAAAACAUUAUUUGCUAAA
Molecule: messenger RNA, 1230 nt
Organism: Calliphora vicina (urban bluebottle blowfly)
Lineage: Eukaryota; Metazoa; Arthropoda; Insecta; Diptera; Calliphoridae
Product: 1,5-anhydro-D-fructose reductase-like
Exons: 6
Coding region: 133-1095 (320 amino acids)
Cellular component (GO): cytosol
Molecular function (GO): aldose reductase (NADPH) activity
Source: RefSeq, a predicted model, not a curated record